Messenger RNA from Aphanomyces astaci, 738 nucleotides. RefSeq lists its product as hypothetical. Lineage: Eukaryota; Oomycota; Saprolegniomycetes; Saprolegniales; Verrucalvaceae. The record is from RefSeq and is a predicted model, not a curated record. The transcript has 3 exons. The coding region runs from base 1 to 738 and encodes 245 amino acids.
AUGGAGUACCUGACGAAGUCGGGAAAGCGUUUCAAACAUUUCCCAAGCGCGCGCUAUGCUGUCGACGUGACGUUCCAACAGACGCACGCACCGGUCGUCAGCUUUGGAGAGAAGAGGGUCUUCUUCAGCAAGAAGCACGCACUGCACGGCAUGAAGGUGGAAUUCAACAUCAUCCAUGACUUGCCUGUGGUGCUCCAUGAUUCAACGUGGCGCGUCUCGGACGUUGAAGGACUUUCUCCACGUGCUGUGCACUCGGUGGUUCUGCACGAUGCUACCAUGUCUGACGUGCCGAGCUGUUCGUGUUUAGUUAUCUUCCUUGUGCAGGAAUUUCUCAGGUAUCAAGCAAUCCAAGUCCACACCAAGGAAAGUGUUCGUAUUUUGCGUCUGCGAAAUAUGUUUACUCGCGUCGAGCAGGCAGUUACCAACAACGGGCAUUUGUAUCGCUUGUUUGUCUUGAACAUGACGGCAUUUGAAAAUGCAAUCAAAAGUGGAACAUCGGAUGGCGGUUUACGCAGUUUCACCUUGCCCAUCAACGACGUCAACUCGGGGGCAUUUAUGCCCCCUGAUACAGUACCAGCUCGUCCACCCGCCAAGAGGAAGUCGAAAGACGACGUCAACAGCUGUGUCGUACAACAAGCCAUAACUCUAAUGUCAACAGUUCUCGCUUUAUGCCUCGCAAACAAGGGCAGCGAAAAGCAGCCCAAGGUCUUGACGCCACCAAUGAUAAACCUCAAGUAA